AUGCAAUAUUUGGUCUUUUUUGAAGUUACAUAGUAUCUUUGUCAUCUGGAAUACCUCUAUUAAUUGUAGAAACAAUUUAGGGAUCUAAAAAGCAUUUUGAAUAUGAAGUACUCCAUUUUAAGUAUUGAUUUAGGUUUAUUUGGAUAAGGGAAGCCUGA
Paramecium octaurelia is the source of this 158-nucleotide messenger RNA. Lineage: Eukaryota; Ciliophora; Oligohymenophorea; Peniculida; Parameciidae. The record is from the annotation of a GenBank genome assembly.